GCUAUCAAGGCACUUGCCAGGGAUUAUCCCACGUUGCCGUGCCGCGUUCACGUCAGAGGCUCCAAAUAGCGUUGCACAGGGGUAAGGUGGAACUUGCCGCCAGAUCUGUAUUCAGGCCACGACCACUUCGGCGCUCGUUGUUCAGGAAAUAUUCAACUGCGCGAAUCUCGAAGACUGUUUGCGCAUAAUUUGUAGUAUGCCGGAAAGGCCUGAACGAUAUUGUUUUCGAAAUGGCUCUUGACCCUGCCCCAGGGCGCCAUCAGACGUCGUCACCAACGAAUUCAGGCAGAGCAUCGCCGAUUUUUAGGAAAUGGCGAGGUGAAGAAGAAGCCCUUAGCAAAGACAAAACCUUUCGGAGGUACGCUACCGGUGUCGACAGGUCGCUGGCAUUAUUCGACAGCCAGUUACAGGAAUGGGCAGACUAUAUCUCGUUUUUGGGAAGGCUAUUGAAGACUUUGCAAGCCCGUCCAUCGAAUAUUACAGUUAUUCCCUCCAAGGGAAUUGUUGCUCGGAGACUAGCCCAAUGCCUCAACCCAACGCUACCCUCGGGGGUGCACCAGAAGGCUAUCGAAGUGUACAACUACAUAUUCUCAACAAUUGGCACGGAUUCAUUAUCGAGAGACCUGUCGCUAUAUCUGCCUGGGCUGUCAUCGACUCUGUCGUUCGCAUCUCUGACGGUGAGGUCACCGUUCCUCGACCUCCUCAAGACACACCUUGUACCACUUGAUCCGUUGUCGUUGCGCCCAGCACUCAAAGCUAUAAUAUUGGCCCUUCUACCAGGACUUGAAGAGGAGACAAGCGAAGAUUUUGAUCAGACACUAAAGCUGCUUAAUGACUUUAAGAAAGCUGUGCGACCAAAGGGCAGCCAAGAUGGCCACGAAAACACCGCCGGAGAUGAAUACUUUUGGCAAUGCUUUUUCCUGGCAUCGAUUACUGGAGCGAAUCGCAGGCUAGGUGCUCUGGCAUACCUUGUCCGAAGCCUGCCAAAACUUGAGGCUCGAUCACGAAGCGGGUCGGUUCCCAAUCUUGAUCAAGGACCAGCGAAUGGGACAGAGAUAAUCACCACCCCUGAGCCCGGUCUCCUUCUGCGGUGCUUUGCAGCAGGUCUAAAAGACGACCAGCUGCUCAUACAGCGCGGGUAUCUAGACCUUUUGGUUACCCAUCUACCUUUGCACGCCACUGUAUUUCAAAGUCGAGUCAAAGGAGAUGACUUAGAGCUCCUUAUGGCAGCCGCCUCUGGCGUAGUAGCUCGCCGGGAUAUGAGCUUAAACAGGCGCUUAUGGAGCUGGCUCUUGGGACCUGAGCCUGUCGCAGGCAUAGAAGUAGAAAGCGGACCGGAUCCGGCUUCUGGAAACGCCCGUGAUCGUGCAAUGUCUAUAAGUGCUACAAGAACAAGCUAUUUCGAAGAAUUUGGCCUGCAGCCUUUAACACAAGCCAUCUUGAAGAUGAUUUCUAGAGAUCAUCUCGCACCGGCGGAAAGAGCCCGCCCUUUCAAAGUCUGUUUAUCAUUAAUGGAUCGAUGGGAAAUAGGAGGGCUCGUUGUACCAGAAGUAUUUCUACCCGUGGUUGGUAGUGUACGGAGAUAUCAAUCACAAAGUACUUCGGCUGCAGAUUUCAAUGAAGUUCUACGAAGCGCUAGUGUCUUCUUCGACGGGGUGGAGAGCGGUCUAAUAUGGAGCGAAAUCACAGGACUGAUUGCUGGGGCUGUGGGCUCGAAUAAAGCAUCGAAUGACGUGAAACUCGACAAGCUUGCUCUUGUGAGGUUUAUUCUCACGAACUUUAAUGUGAGGGAAGAGGAGAUGCUUUUGGUCCAUGCGCCGAUCACCGCCUUGACUCUUCUGGCGAUGCUGGAUGAGACUGCAUCAAAGGAGAUCGAUUCUGUUGAAGUGAAAACAUUUGCAACAAAUAUUGUUCUGGACUUGAUAGGUCUAAUACCAGAAAGGGCUUUCGGCUCAGCCAUAUCCACCGAACAGUCGGAAUCGGAACGCCGCCAGCCUAGUCUAUCCAUCGACAACAAAUGCAUUAUGGACAAAGUACGCCACUUCUAUGUCCAUGACCAAGGCAACCUUGAUGCUUCUCCGCCGCCAUUUUCCGCCCAAGAGGUCUCUGAGUUACUCGUCCGUGAAGCCGUCAGACUAACUAGCCGAAGCUUGAGCAUUGCGACAUCAAGUGCUGAUGUCGCCGUCAAAGUUCGGCUCCUAGUGGCACUUAUCACAACAGCUCCUGUUGCCAAGAGUUUAGAUCUUACUGAACUUCUUUCUGCAAUCCACGAGAAGCUUUCGGCAUCCACACCACCUCCAUUCUCUGUUUUUUCGUCCAUUACUGUUAUUGGUACGGCUUUAUACCCACGAUACUUAAAGCCGGAGCAAAUCUCCGAUUUGGUUGACCCGCUAGUUCGCCUUGCAUGGUCAUAUCUCUCGCCGUCCUGCCCAAAAUACCAUGUGGAAGCUGUGAGAAACCUUUGGCACCUUCAAACUUGCUUAGGAGAUGCAAAUCGCGAGAUCGAGGCCUCCUUGUGUCGCCUGAUAGUGGAACACGAUGUUACUGGGACGUUUAGAAAUGCCGACCCUGGCCGGAGGUUCGCUGUGCUAUGGACCCAUACUCUCCACGACAAUUCAGUCCAUAUCGAACGUAGAGCAUCAAAGCCUUUGAAGGGUGAUAGCAACUCGCUGGGACUAGCACCAAAUACUGGUGACUAUGAAAUAAUGCUCUGCCGGCCACUUUUCCUUUUGCUUGAUGCCCUUUCGGACGAGAGAACUCAGCUUUUCACGUCUGUUAGGAUUUGGAUUCAGAAUCUUCCUGGCAUUGAGAAGAUAUUCCACUUGUUCGUCUCAAAGUUUGCUCGAUUCAAAUUCCUACAGCCGGUAGACACCCAAAGCAACGCAGGCACCGAUGAAAAGUCUACAAUGCAAUAUACCACAGAUGAUGACAUUGACAACUGCCUCUAUUCCCUGCGAACUUUCCUAAAUAUCUUGCGUUGGUCCACAAUAAGCACCUGGGGAACUCUUGCGAACAGCAAAGUUUCGAUUCCAAAGAGUGACGAAGCUACCAAUUCAAUUGGCCACCACGAAGAUGAUAUUCCGCUCCAAGAGUUUUUUCUAGAAAUGUGUUUGCGAGCAAUAAAUGGCACGCAUAACCCGGAAGAGCCUCAGCUUGACCCGUCUAUUAGCCAGCUACACCAGGCGGCAUUGGCAGUUCUACAUCAGAUUCUUGCGAGUCCAUUCUCCUCAAAUUUUACCGAUCUCAACCUAGAAGUUGAUCUGAUUAGCAAAUUACAACGGUCGCUGGCAGAUCCGGAUCCUUUCUUACAGGCUUCGCUGUUGGAUGUUGUCCUGGCCUCUUUAAAACUCAAGAAAGAGUCACCGAUCAGCCCGCCUAUGUCGCCGAAGCUUGAGCACCGCCCACUAUCACCAGAGUCGAAUCGCGGUGCUGUUCAAUCAGAAGCAGUUGCUCAUUCUGAAAUGUUGUCUGAGAGCCGACCCCCGCCGCCAAGUGCAUUGCUUGAGUGUUUGCAAGCCGCAUUCGUAUCGCCGAAUAGCCGUCCCGUUUUAGAUAAUUGGAUUGUGUUUCUUUCCGAAUCCAUAAAUCUAUACUCAGACACAAUAUUCCAGGUGCUCAUCCCCCUGGUCGAAACAUUUUGCAGCCAAAUCUCUCAGACAUUUGAGUCUCUACGGAAAACAUUCCAAGGCUACGAUGGCAGCAUAAAAGCCAACUCGGCGCCGGAAGCUACCUUGAUAUCAUUUCUCAAUGGACUAGAACUAGUCCUUGCUCGCGGUCAUGAGCGGCUGCUCAAAGACGAGGCUCGAGCUCCGACAGCGAAAAGUCCAGACCAGCCUCAAGGUUUCUUUGGCAAUAUGGUUUCGGGAGUUUUCGCAACAGAAACGCAACAUUCAAGAAUUCAGACUGCCAACAGUAGGCUUACUGUUCUUCUGUCGUUUCAAGAUGCUGUCAGAAUCUGUUUCAAGAUUUGGUCCUGGGGUGGACGGGGCAGAGAUGAUUUUAGUCCAGACGCCGACUCCAUGGCAUCUUUUGGCUAUACGUCUCUGCGGAUGCGAAAUCGCGCAAGAAGAUUGCUGGAGCAUCUUUUCCACGCCGAGCCGUUAGAGUGCCUGGAGACUGUCAUCGAAAUUUGGCAGAAGGCUUCAACCGCGAGUAACACACAGUACACCGCGGCUUUCCACCUGCUCCACGUCCUUGAUGGCAGUAGGCCCAAACAUACCAUACCCGCAAUAUUCGAUGCUAUAUACAGUCGUACCAACCCGGGCGUGUUAGAUGUAUCCCGAAAGUCGACCUUGACAUCCACAUUACUUGACACGGAACUUGUCGUGUUCUUGGUUGAUUAUACCAGCUCUGUGGAAGACGACGCUAUGGACGAGAUCUGGACGGAUUGCAUGACAUUUUUGAAGGAUAUCCUUGCGAAUCCAUUCCCGCAUCGUCAAAUAUUACCUGGCCUUCUUGAGUUUACCUCUGUUCUUGGCGAGAAGGUGGAUAAUACCAACUUUGGGGAGCAGCGGAAAAUGCGGAAGGACCUCGCAGACCUAUUCUUCAGACUUUUAACUGCGACCUUUACGACCAACCCAAUAGGUUAUUCCAUGAGCACUUCGCAGCAGCCGCCCGCUGAAAAACAUUCCGAAGUCUCGUCUUCAUCAAAAUUAAAGCGCAGAGCCGAGGACGUCGUUGAAAUCCUUGCCACGAUUAUUCCAAAUCUGCCAAAGAUUUUGGUUGAGCCUGAAAGAGUCCUGGCUGCGGCUAAUACGAUAUCGACUAGUGUUAUUGGGCCGACAAUUCGGUCCAAAGCAUACCCCGAAAACGUUUCAGUAAACCUAUUAACUCUGGUGUACCAGCUCUCACGACUGGCAAACACUCAAAAGGUGUGGAAGAAAGAUUUAGGAGACGCAUUUAACGACCCUCGAUUCUUUGCGAAUCCACCAAGUCUGUACGAGAGCCACUGGAUGACCCUUAUCCGCCAAUGGGCAAUCACCGACAAAGAGCGCAUGCCAGAACUCCUUUCUCGCAUUACUCCGCCCACAACAGCCGGUAUUGUGUUUGGGGUCGGUGCUACCAGUGCCCGCCUUGAAGCCGAUCGAAAGACACAACUCAAUCUUCGCCGCAUUGCCACGCUUAUCCUCUCCGUCCCCGAUGAUACUUUUGUGUCGGCCCUCGCUGACAUCAAUGACAAGAUUGUUGAGCUCCUCACUGCCACCACUACUUCGUCGCCCUCUUCAACUACCCGAGCAGAGAUAUACAUUCUUCUCCGCGUUCUAGUACUGAAGACUAGCCCAAUUCAUCUCGCGUUUAUGUGGCCUACUGUCAACGCCGAGCUAGAAGCUGCAAUCUCAUCGGUGGUCGCGCCAGAUCACACUGGGCCCGCAGACACCUGGAACAACUUCAGCAUCCUACAAGCAUGUAAACUGCUCGACUUGCUGCUGUGCAUUGCUCCAGACGAUUUCCAAUUGCACGAGUGGCUGUUCAUCACGGAUACCAUUGAUGCCGUCUAUCGACCUAGCUCGUCAGGCUAUCAGCCAGCGGCAUUGAUAGACCAGCUAGCUGAGGAAUUCGGCUCGGCUACACUUUCCGGUGCAUUUGAGGGCACAAGCGUGGCUUCUGAGGACACAAAAGAUAAAUCUAUGCGACGGCCCCUUAUUGGCCCUGGCCGGGUAGAGACGCGAGGCGUUAACCUAGAGAGGAGGGACGAGUUAGUUGCGAAAGUGCUGAGGCCGUUUUUCAGCCAGCUCAGUAUCUGGGAGUUUGAGACGGUGUAUGAGAUGGGAGGUAUAGAGUGGGAGGAGUGUAGUAGACAAGCAUUGGAUGAUUUGUUUGAUGAGAGCGCGGUUGUAAAGGCGUUGUAGGGACAUCCCACACCAGGAAAGCUUAUUGAGACUUAUAUUACGUGUAAAUAGAUAAUUCAAGACACAGUUCAACUGCAAGUCUG
This is a messenger RNA of Pseudogymnoascus destructans, 5932 nucleotides long. RefSeq lists its product as uncharacterized. The coding region runs from base 231 to 5849 and encodes 1872 amino acids. Gene Ontology annotation, cellular component: endosome; trans-Golgi network. Gene Ontology annotation, biological process: Golgi to endosome transport. Lineage: Eukaryota; Fungi; Ascomycota; Leotiomycetes; Thelebolales; Thelebolaceae. The transcript is spliced from 6 exons. The record is from RefSeq and is a predicted model, not a curated record.